CCGGGAAACCCCCCCCAAAAAAAAAACACAUUGAGGCUUGGCAGACGUAUGUCCUUGGAGAGUUCUCCUUCUCCUGCUUUCCUCUCCGAAAUCGCCAGCCGCACGACCGGACCGUUCCUCUCCGGCAAAGCUCUCUCCUUUUCUAGUUUUCACCUUGACCUUUUUCUCGUUCCAGAGCCUCCAACUUCUGCCAGUGCCUUGUUACUCCCUUUUGACUCACGGGUCGCGGCUUGGUCAUCGUCUGUAAAUCAGAAUUUGGGUACUUGUAAGCUGAAUUCAACUAGAAGCUGGUGACCUUUGUGAGAAGCUGCUGAUCUUGAUCUGACAUGAUUUGGACAAUAUAACAUGGUUAUUUCUGGUGAAAAAGUUGAAUAAGAGUUGGAGAGCUUUGAAUUCUGAGGAGCUGCUAACUGCAAAGGCGGUGAUUCCCAAGGUGCCCGGCACCUGAGAUAGUUGCUUCUCAAAUCAAAGCAAAGUGCGGAUUUGGUCGAUGGUAAAGGAAUUGCUUGGACAACUCGAAUUUUUGCAAAUUUUCGAGCAGAGAGUACUAGAAAUUGGUGUGGGAUUCAAAUCAAUUGAAGCUGAAGCUUGUGGCUUGAAGCUGUAAUUAUUUAUUACAAAAAGGGCUACUAUGGCUGGAGUUUUAGAGAAAUUCUUACUGGCAUCAAUGUUUAUGUGGUUGAUUCCCAUUGCAGUUUUAUAUGGUUUCAACCAUAAUCUAUUUCCAGGUUCAAGCGAUUUAUCUCCUCAUUCUCUGACACUGUGGAGUGGAUUACUUGCUGUUAUAUCAGUCAAUGUUGUGAUUGGGUUCUAUAUAUACUUGGCAAUGAAGGAGCCCUCAGAUAAGCAUGAACCAGAUCCUGCAUUUCUUGCGCAGGCAAGAGCUAGCAUCCAAAAGCCUAUAGAAUCGACUGAAGGUCCCUCUCAACCACGUGAAAAGGACGAGUAGAAUCAUCAUCCUAAAAGCUCAUACUUCGCUACCUGCCAUUGAGAUCUCUCCUGGUUAGCACGAUAAACUCAUACCUCAAUGGAGGCCAAGAAUGAAGUUCUUCUAGAAUACUGAUGGUCUAGCAGAUACCCUUCCGAAUGGUUUUUGGUUUUGUCCUUGUGAGAAAUCUGCUUUUUUGAACAAUCAAUCAUGUUUAAUAGUGUAGAACUAUUUAAAUAUGUCACUCCUUUUUUUUUUGUGUGUCUAAACCACUUUAUCUUGUAACCUAUGCUCGUGAGAAUCGGCUUGA
Molecule: messenger RNA, 1238 nt
Organism: Eucalyptus grandis
Lineage: Eukaryota; Viridiplantae; Streptophyta; Magnoliopsida; Myrtales; Myrtaceae
Exons: 6
Coding region: 632-949 (105 amino acids)
Biological process (GO): vacuolar proton-transporting V-type ATPase complex assembly
Cellular component (GO): endoplasmic reticulum membrane
Source: RefSeq, a predicted model, not a curated record